UCUCUCUCUCUCUCUCUCUCUCUCUCUCUCUCUCUCUCUCUUCUUUCCUACUCUUCCUUCGAAAAAAAAUCAUGAGGAUCCGCUCUAUCAUUGUUCCCUCGGUCCCGCCGCCAUCGCCCAAUCCUUCUGAUCAAACCAUCGCUCGCCAUCACUUCCAUCACGACCACGACCAAGACUACCACCAUCAUGGAAUCCAUGCCAUGGAUUCUAUAAUCAUAAUAGUCGUUGUGGUCAUUUCGAUUGUCUUGCUUCUCACUGCACUUCUACUUAUAGUAACUUUUCGCAGAAUCAAGUCUGCGAGAAGCAAUGCAGAUAGUUCAAGCAACAAGAACACCACCAAUGUCCCCAUGAGAAAACUUUCCAAAUUUGGAGUACUUAGUACCGCCAGUGCGGCUGGGGCUAUCAAUGCUAGUCCUGAUGUGAGGAAUUGUCUCUAUAUGGGGAAUGUGGGCCGUUCAACGUUCUCAAAAAAUAGAGGGCAGGUGUUCACCUACAAAGAGCUGGAACAGGCCACAGAUGCAUUUAGUGAAGGAAAUGUGAUUGGAAAUGGAGGAUUUGGAGUGGUUUAUAGAGGGACUUUGAGUGAUGGGACACUAGCUGCUAUUAAGAUGUUGAAUAGAGAAGGAAAGCAAGGAGAAAGAGAAUUCAGAGUAGAGGUGGAUCUUUUGAGCCGUUUGCACUCUCCCUACUUGGUUGAACUGCUAGGCUACUGUGCAGACCAACAUCACAGGCUCCUUGUAUUUGAAUUCAUGCCCAACGGUAACCUCCAACACCACCUCCACCCUUCCACCUCCCCAAAGAAAUAUCAGCCACUGGAUUGGGCUGCCCGCCUGAGGAUCGCCCUAGAUUGCGCGAGAGGCCUCGAGUUCCUACAUGAGCAAACGGUCCCAACCGUUAUCCACAGGGAUUUCAAAUGCAGCAACAUUCUAUUGGAUGAAAACUACAGAGCCAAGGUGUCUGAUUUCGGGCUGGCCAAGACGGGCUCCGACAAGAUCAACGGUCAGAUCUUGACCCGCGUGCUAGGGACCACUGGAUACGUUGCUCCCGAGUAUGCACAAACGGGGAAGCUGACCACAAAGUCAGAUGUUUACAGUUAUGGGGUGGUUCUUCUAGAGCUUCUAACAGGACGAGUACCUGUCGAUAACAAAAGGCCUCCCGGAGAGCAUAUCCUGGUUUCAUGGGCUCUUCCAAGGUUGACCAAUAGAGAGAAAGUGAUGGGAAUGGUGGACCCACUUCUAGAAGGCCAGUAUUUAAAAAAGGAGCUAAUUCAGAUAGCGGCCAUUGCUGCCAUGUGUGUGCAGUCAGAAGCCCAUUAUAGACCUCUUAUGACAGAUGUUGUGCAAUCUCUCAUCCCUCUGGUUAAGAGAUUGAGCAUGAGUGGUCCCACCACCACCUCCACCAGGUUACAGCACCAGACAUGAACUCUCAGGUCUUGAUCCAUUGAGAAAUCCCUAAAGCAGCCUUUUCCACUGAUCUCAGAAGACUCAUGUGAUUGGGAGUUGUAAAAAUCACCGCAAAAUACUUUAAAACAAGUGCCAAACUAUUUAAGACAAGGAAGGAAACUCUAAGCCUAGGUUAGAUGAGUUCAACAUAUUUUGGCUACUGGCUGGGAAUUUGUUAACGAAAUGCACUUCAAAGAGUUCAUUAAUGAGAAGCAUUUUGAAGAGUUGAGCAUACUGUGGAUGACGUGGAUGUUCUCUGAGAGUUCAAUGUAUUUUCUUCCCAGUUUCAAUUGUAAGUCUACUCUGCCAUAUCAUCAAAAGUGUCAUGUU
Molecule: messenger RNA, 1772 nt
Organism: Magnolia sinica
Lineage: Eukaryota; Viridiplantae; Streptophyta; Magnoliopsida; Magnoliales; Magnoliaceae
Product: probable serine/threonine-protein kinase PBL7
Exons: 6
Coding region: 72-1421 (449 amino acids)
Biological process (GO): protein phosphorylation
Molecular function (GO): protein kinase activity; ATP binding
Source: RefSeq, a predicted model, not a curated record